Messenger RNA from Mustela erminea (ermine), 4795 nucleotides. RefSeq names its product AKT serine/threonine kinase 2 (gene AKT2). The transcript is spliced from 13 exons. Gene Ontology annotation, biological process: protein phosphorylation. The record is from RefSeq and is a predicted model, not a curated record. Bases 753 to 2285 code for a protein of 510 amino acids. Gene Ontology annotation, molecular function: protein serine/threonine kinase activity; ATP binding. NCBI's taxonomy places the organism in Eukaryota, Metazoa, Chordata, Mammalia, Carnivora, Mustelidae.
CGCAGGCUGCUGGGAUCUUCAGGCUCUGCGUCCUGGGUGUUCUGUCCACGGGUGUUCUUUCCACGGAGCGUGAGCCCCUUGGGGCUGGUCCUGCCUACUGCGCACGGGGGCUCCCUCUGCUGCUCCUGGCCCUGCCUUGGCGGCUCGGAGUCCAGAACGUGAUUUCUCACCCCCGCUGUUUACUUCCCUGUCACUGUCCAUCUUGUCUUUCCUUUCGCUUCCUCCCACUUACCUCCCUUCCCUGCCUGGGCCUGGGCAGCCUGCCACCGUCACAUGCCAGGCAGUAGUGCGUCCGGUCGCCAGCUCCCCUGGGGCAUGAGCGAAAGCUGAUGCCCAUGGUGUCUCUAGAGCCAGCUGCCACUUCUCUGGGGGCCGCUGUAGCUCCUGACCUGCUGUCCGCAAAUAACCCCAGCCCCAGGAAAGGCAAAAGGCGCCUUGGGCUCCAUGGCCGCUUUCCAGGCCUGUGGCUCCAGGUAGGGGCCCAGCGGGCGGCUGCCUCCCGCCCUUCUCCCUUCCACCCUGGGAACCUGAGACGAAGCAGCGGCCUCGGCGUCUGUCAGUCUGUCGGCUGCUGGUCCCUGAGGACGGAAGUGGAGGUCCCGGGGAAAGGACCAGGGCCUUAGUUGAGCCCCCGACUGGCUCCUAAGCCCCAGACAAGUGCAUACACAACUGUGUUCUGUCCACCGCGCCUCCUGCAUGUCCUGCUGCCCUGAGCUGUCACAAGCUAGGUGACAGCGUGUCACGCUGCCACCAUGAACGAGGUGUCUGUCAUCAAAGAAGGCUGGCUCCACAAGCGUGGUGAAUACAUCAAGACCUGGAGGCCCCGGUACUUCCUGUUGAAGAGUGACGGCUCCUUCAUCGGCUACAAGGAGCGGCCUGAUGCCCCUGAUCAGACCCUGCCUCCCCUGAACAACUUCUCUGUCGCAGAAUGCCAGCUGAUGAAGACUGAGAGACCACGGCCCAACACCUUUGUCAUACGCUGCCUGCAGUGGACCACGGUCAUCGAGAGGACCUUCCAUGUAGACUCUCCAGAUGAGAGGGAAGAGUGGAUGCGAGCCAUUCAGAUGGUCGCCAACAGCCUCAAGCAGCGGGGCCCAGGGGAGGACCCCAUGGACUAUAAGUGUGGCUCCCCCAGCGACCCUUCUGCGGCUGAGGAGAUGGAAGUGGCAGUUAGCAAGGCCCGGGCCAAGGUGACCAUGAAUGACUUCGACUAUCUCAAACUUCUGGGCAAGGGCACCUUUGGCAAAGUGAUUCUGGUGCGAGAGAAGGCCAGCGGCCGGUACUAUGCCAUGAAGAUCCUGCGGAAGGAAGUUAUCAUCGCCAAGGAUGAAGUCGCCCACACGGUCACCGAGAGCCGGGUCCUCCAGAACACCAGGCACCCGUUCCUCACCGCCCUGAAGUACGCCUUCCAGACCCAUGACCGCCUGUGUUUCGUGAUGGAGUACGCCAAUGGCGGCGAGCUGUUUUUCCACCUGUCCCGGGAGCGUGUCUUCACGGAGGAGCGGGCUCGCUUCUACGGCGCGGAGAUCGUCUCUGCCCUUGAGUAUCUGCACUCGAGGGACGUGGUGUACCGUGACAUCAAGCUGGAAAACCUCAUGCUGGACAAAGAUGGCCACAUAAAGAUCACGGACUUCGGCCUAUGCAAAGAAGGCAUCAGUGACGGGGCCACCAUGAAAACCUUUUGUGGGACGCCUGAGUACCUGGCACCUGAGGUGCUGGAGGACAACGACUACGGCCGCGCGGUGGACUGGUGGGGGCUGGGCGUGGUCAUGUACGAGAUGAUGUGCGGCCGCCUGCCCUUCUACAACCAGGACCACGAGCGCCUCUUCGAGCUCAUCCUCAUGGAAGAGAUCCGCUUCCCGCGCACGCUCAGCCCCGAGGCCAAGUCCCUGCUUGCUGGGCUGCUUAAGAAGGACCCCAAGCAGAGCUUCUGCCACCCUUCAAACCUCAGGUCACCUCUGAGGUCGACACGAGGUACUUUGACGAUGAGUUUACCGCCCAGUCCAUCACAAUCACGCCCCCGGACCGCUAUGACAGCCUGGGCUCCCUCGAACUGGACCAGCGGACCCACUUUCCCCAGUUCUCCUACUCAGCCAGCAUCCGCGAGUGAGCAGAGCCGCCCACCGCCGCCGACUCCGCUGCAGGAUGCUCCAACGGCUGCCUUCACCGCCCUGGGGGCUUGUCUCUUUGUUUUUAAACUUUUUAUUUUGCCUUUUUUUGUUUGCAUCCCCAUCCCUCACCUGCUCACCCCCAUUUCCAGUUUUUUCAGCCCUCUGCCAAACUGACCUCGGCGGUCCUGGUGGCCCCACCUCCAGGAUCCUGUCCUGUCCUCACCUUGGUGCCCAGACCAGGAUUUGGGAGACUCCACUAGCCGCCCCAGGACCAGGGCUUCGGGCAGUUGGAGAGAUUCUGGUUUUUAAUCAACACAAGCCCCAGCAUAGGGCGCCAUGUGGAGCUGCGGGUCCUGCCCAGAUUUCUGGCCUGAUGCCUGCAGCCAGCCUGUCUCUGUGCCGCUGCCCUGGUCAGAGGCUGCCUUCCUGUUGGACAUCUCUUGGGACACGACGCCCUGCGGACAGUGCCCUGGUGCUGUUGGGCUCAGCGCGGCCUGGCGCGGGCGGUCCGGGCCCUCCCCCCACAGGGGCAGUAAAGCAAUAAUGUCCAGGGACAGGCGGGGUGGGGGGGCGCUUUGGAAGCUGUGGGGUUGGGGGUUGGGGAAUUCCUCGUGUAGGUGGGGCCCAGUCUACCCCGGGGGGCAUGAGGAAGGCCCCGGGGAUGGGCACUGCCUCCUUGCCCUGCCUUCCCCAGCCUCCCAAGCUGCUCUCCUGACCCUGUGGAUGAGGCAGGAGGGACAUUUAGGGACAAGCCUCCCCACCACCCAGUCCUGUGCCUUACCAGGGCUUCCUUCCGGCUGGCCUUAACUCCUGCUGGGCCCCGGGCCCGGCCCCAACCCUUGCCAAGGAUGGGGGUUGGGAUCACCCCCUUCUGGCUGCCGGGGGGUGGAGGGUGCCAGCUCCAGCUGUUACACAUCUUGCACCGAGACAGUAUUGGGCCCUGUGGACUGGGGUCAAAGAGGGGGUGGGAGUGGGGUUCUCUGGUACGUACUGGGGGGGUGGCCUCUGAGCAGGGGAGGCUCCAGGGCCCCUCCCUCCCUCCCUCCCUCCCCCUCCCUGGGCCCCACGUUCUGCAGCCUUAAGGUGAACGUGUGUCACUGCUGUGGGCUUGCGUGUGCGUGUGUCAGCCUGUGUCUGGAUGGCCCCGUGCAUCUGGGACUUGGGUGCAUAUGGGGGUGUGUGUGCAUGUGUGUUCGGUAUGUGUGUGUCAGGGCAAGUGUGUCCCGGCCUUGAGUGCGUGUGUGUGUGUGUGUGUGUGUGUGUGUGUAUGUGUGCAUGGUUGGGCCCUAUCCUCAGCCCCAGCAUUUCAUCCCACAGGGGAGGGGUGCUGGCCUGGUGGGGGAGCCACACCUGGGGUCCAUUUGCUGCCCAGCCUCUCUUCCCCCCAACAUCUCUGGGUGUGUGGAAUUUAGUUGUGGCUUUGAUCUCCCUGCCCCACCUCCUGUACUAGGUAGUUCAGAGAGAGACAUCCUAGGGUGGGGUGAGGGUUGGUUUGGGUGGGUGGGGGGUCUUUUUCCUUUCUGUGUGUGUAUGUCAUUUAUCUGACAAUUCUCUGUCCUCCCCACUGGCCUUCCCCAUUCCUCCCAUUUGUACGGUACAAGCAAUAAAGACACUCGUUUCAGACCGGGGCCCGCCACCCUGGGCCCUUCCUUGCCUGCGGAGCCUGGCCCUGGCUGACCCGCUCCCGGGACCUGGGCACCUGGACCUGCGUUUGUCCUCUGGCUGUCGGGGUGGGCGCCCCUGCAGCGGGAGCCACUGAGGGACCUGAGACGCUUCCUGGGGCAUGCGGGUGUGGCAGGCUGAGACCUGGGGACCAGGUCUUCAGAAGCUGCCUGGGUGGGGUGGUCGGGUUGGUGGCUCUGAACGAGGAGGGUGCUCGAGGCACCACUGAGCCCUGGAAUCGAGCAUGAGGGAGCGGGUUCUCUGCGAGGGCCCUUGGGUCCUGGUGCUGGGCACUGCCUGCAUAUCCUCUUCUCCCCACUUAGGUUAUACCAGGGAGCCUUAAGGCCCCCAAAUUCCAACACAACCUUGGUGUGUGAACAGGAGUCACGAUGGCUGUCAGCUGGGGGCAUUUCUGGUUACAGCCCUCACAGACUGGGGUCCUGACGGCUGCCCCCUUUACCCUGGGGUUCCCGUGCUUAGCUCAGUCUGCUCCCAUCUGGGGACUAGGGCAGGCGUGGCCCUGGUGAAUUGAACAUCAGGCUUUCCUGACGGGUUGGGGCUUCACAGAUGUGGUCUCAGAGACCCUGAGUGAGGGUAGCAGAAGAGUCAGAUUCAGCGAAUCUGCGUUUGCUGCAGCCAAGACCCAGGGAACACGUGGCUUUUUCUCACUUCACAUUGACUUUAUUAUUUAUUUGGUAACAAAAGGAUGCCCUGGCAGUCAUAAGACCAGUAGCAGAGAAACUUCUAGAGAAAAGCCUUUUCUUUUUCUCUCCAGUUGAAGCCCCUGGGGUGGAUGUCACUCUCCUUGCUCUCUGGUGGGGGGCAUCCUGAGUCUACCUCAGCCCGCUGGGUCCCCUCGCGGCCCCUGGGUCCCCCGUGCGGGGGCCCACAGGCUGACGCUCCACUUCCCUCUGGCAAACGUAGCUCCUUGGCCGUAGUGGUGCUUCCUUCUGUAGAACUUCUCCCGAAGGGCCUUUCAGGUGGGAGCAUUUUAACAAUAAAAUUCUAUCAAUUGGAAACUA